AUGUGCAUUGCCCUCGAGGAGAGUUUGUAUCUUGGUCUUCCGAGUUCUAUGGGGCGGAACAAAGCAACGACUUUGGGUUACUUAAAGGAAAAGCUAAGGAAACGACUUCAAGCCUGGGGCACUAAAUUUCUUUCCAGAGCGGGUAAGGAGAUUCUUAUUAAAACGGUGGCUCAAGCCCUUCCUAGCUAUGCCAUGAGUGUCUUCUUACUUCCUCUUGAGAUUAUUAGAGACAUGGAAAGCAUGAUGGCAAAGUCUUGGUGGCAGUCCUCUAGUAAUUCUCCUUCAAGUAUUCAUUGGAUGUCCUGGAAGCGUCUUUAUGGUCACAAAAGUAAGGGUGCCAGAUAUUUUCCCCAUGGUUCGUUCCUCACGGCUACUAUUGGUCCAAACCCAAGCUUCAUUUGGCAUAGUAUUUUGGAAGCUCAGUCACUAGUGAAACAAGGCUCGAGAUGGGUUGUUGGUGAUGGAAAAAACGUUUCUAUUUUGGGGGAACCGUGGCUGUCUGAUGUAGAAAACCCUCUGAUUAUUUCUAACUAUCCUAGUCUCCAUAAUGCUAAAGUUUGUAAUUUGCUCUCUAUGGAUGGUUUUGGGUGGGAAACUGCUAUCUUAGAGGACUUGUUGGUGCCUUGGGGCGUCCAGCUGGUACAGAGUAUUCCCUUUCAAUCUCAGCCUGGUGAAGAUGUUCUUACUUGGUUGAAUGACUCUUCUGGGAUAUACAUAGUUAGGAGCGCUUACAAGUUACUUCAGCAACUUAGUGGUGACUUCACUCUUGAUGCCUCAGCUGAAGACAAGUUUUGGAAAAAGUUAUGGCAACAUAAAACUCCUCCGAAAAUGAAAAAUCUGGUGUGGCGUGCGGCUAAAGGUUGCCUUCCUACAAUGUCUCAACUGUUGUAA
Molecule: messenger RNA, 891 nt
Organism: Cannabis sativa
Lineage: Eukaryota; Viridiplantae; Streptophyta; Magnoliopsida; Rosales; Cannabaceae
Exons: 2
Coding region: 1-891 (296 amino acids)
Source: RefSeq, a predicted model, not a curated record